Messenger RNA from Girardinichthys multiradiatus, 5743 nucleotides. It is a transcript of the gene cdhr1a, whose product is annotated as cadherin-related family member 1a. NCBI's taxonomy places the organism in Eukaryota, Metazoa, Chordata, Actinopteri, Cyprinodontiformes, Goodeidae. Gene Ontology annotation, cellular component: adherens junction; plasma membrane; catenin complex. The record is from RefSeq and is a predicted model, not a curated record. Gene Ontology annotation, molecular function: calcium ion binding; cadherin binding. The coding region runs from base 71 to 2668 and encodes 865 amino acids. The transcript is spliced from 17 exons. Gene Ontology annotation, biological process: multicellular organism development; homophilic cell-cell adhesion; cell morphogenesis.
GAGAGCUGUGCCUACAUGACUCUCGACAGAGCUGUCUACAUGGUGCAGCUUCAUUACUUUAUUCUGUAGGAUGAAGAAUGUGAAGAUUUCUAAUUUGCCACUGCUUUUUGUGUUUGUGCAAGCCUGCUUCGCUAAGGCAGACUUUGCCCCCUACUUCUAUGACAAUGGCCCACACAGCAACAAUGGGAAUCUGGCCCUGUUCAGCCUCUCUGAGGACACCCCUGUUGGUACACAGAUCUAUCGACUUAACGGCACAGACCCUGAAGGCCAGGAGGUGAGUUAUGGUCUUUUCUUUGAUCCCGGGUCAAAGGAGUACUUCAGGGUGGACCCAAAAUCUGGAAAUAUUACACUAGUGGAAAAGCUGGAUAGAGAGAAACAAGAUUCGGUUGAUGUUAAUAUCAGCAUCACAGAUGGAAGAAGCAAGGUUGUUGAACGAGUCACAAUAUUUGUGAUGGAUGCAAAUGAUGAAAAGCCAGAAUUUCAAAACAUGCCCGCAAUCAUUGAUGUAUUGGAAACAACUGAAUCUGGGAGAAGCAUCUACAAAGUGGAGGCUGUGGACAGAGACACAGGCUCUGGAGGCUCAGUUAGCUACCAUCUCCAGACACCACAGUCCAGUUUGUUUGCAAUUGACAUAAACAGUGGGGUCCUCCGUAUCAAAUCUGGACAAAUGUUGGAUUAUGAGAAAGCAAAGACACAUUUUGUUACUGUCAUCACAAAGGAUGGCGGAGGCAAUUCGAAUGGCAAGGAGCACGUUAUGUCAUCCACUGCGACUCUCACUGUCAAUGUGAUUGAUGCACAAGACACUCCACCAUUUUUCAUUGGAACCCCCUACUUUGGCUAUGUCUAUGAAGUCUCAGUGCCGGGAUCUGAAAUAUAUACAGUUAGUGCUGAAGAUGGUGAUGUGGGAAACCCAAAUCCAGUCAGUUACUCAUUCGAUGAGGGCGAUGAUGGUGUUUUUGGCAUUAACAAGACAAGCGGUUGCAUAUCUCUACUGGUUGCCCCCAUUUAUUUGAAGAGAGAAAUCUUUAACAUUAAAGUCAGGGCAUCAGAAGUAAGCUCCCAAGACAAAGAAAUGGACUAUGGGGUGACCACAGUGGUGAUUCGUGUGGUGGACUUAAAUAAUAAUCCACCAACUUUUUAUGGAGAGAAUGGCCCACAGAAUAUGUUUGAACUGACCAUGUACGAGCAUCCACCCGAGGGAGAGAUACUCCGCGGACUGAAAAUCACAGUUAAUGACUCUGAUAAGGGUGCAAAUGCCAAAUUUAAUCUGAGACUGAUUGGACCAGGAAGAAUGCUGCGAGCUGUCCCCCAGACUGUACUCAAUGAGGCCCAAGUCACAAUCUUAGUGGAGGACUCUGCUGCUAUGGACUAUGAGAAGCACCGGUUUCUAACAUAUAAGCUGCUUGCAGUUGAGAUUGACACCCCAGAGAGAUUCAGCUCCACAGCAGACAUUGUCAUUCAUCUCCUGGACACCAACGACAAUGCUCCUAAAUUCUCCUCGGACUACUACAUCGCCAGAAUUCCCGAAAAUUCACCCGGUGGCUCGAAUGUAGUGUCAGUCACUGCUGUAGACCCAGACUCAGGACCCUGGGGUGAUGUCAAGUACUCUAUUUACGGAUCGGGGGCUGACCUAUUUCUCAUCCAGCCUACAUCUGGGAUAAUUUACACUCAGCCCUGGGCAAGUCUGGAUGCUGAGGUGAGGUCCAAGUAUAACUUCUAUGUGAAGGCAGAGGACGCAGAGGGAAAGUACAGCCUGGCUGAAGUCUUUGUGACCGUGCUGGAUCUGAAUGACCAUCCACCUGCUUUCAACGAUAACUUCCUGGAGAAGACCAUGGUGAUUGGAGCUCCGGUGAAAAUAGAGGCUAUAGAUGAUGACGCAGAGGUACCCAACAAUGUUAUUGAGUAUGCCAUAAUGAAGGCUGAGCCGGACAACAACAUCUUUGACAUAGAUGCUGACACGGGAGAAAUCAAGUUAAAGUCCUACAUCAAGUCAAUAGCUAUCAUUCAGAACAUCACCAAGAAGAGAGAUUGCAGCUGGUCACUGGUGGUCCAGGCUCGAGACCGGGGUCAACCAUCCUUCAGCACCACUGCAGUCGUUAAGAUCGACAUCACUGAAGCUACUCAACUCAAAGGGGGGCCUUUGGGAUCAUUUUUAUUGCUGAAUAGAAACAACCCAUUACAAAUCAUAGGAAUGCUCAUCGGUAUCAUUAGCCUCACAGUCAUAGUCACUGUCAUCAUUUCCACCAUGACAUUCCUGCGUAACAAAAAGUCCAACCGCAUACUGCCCAACCGCCGUGUACGGAGAAGGCCGCAGAAGCAGCACUUCUGGAACUUCAAAAGCCCUUUUAAGUCACCAGACACCCCAAUAGAGAAUUUCACAGUUCAAGAGGAACAGCAGGAUCCAGAGGUGACCGUGGAGAAUGUCAACUACAACAACAAUAUCAGCAAUGUUGUAAGACACUGGCCCCCACCACCCUGUGCACCCACUUUGCCCCCUCCACCACCCACCUAUGUCCCAGGAGAACGGCACUGGACCAUAUCGACUGUCUCUGCAGCUGUGGCCCCAAAACCCAAAAAGAGGCCAGUGAUAGACAGAAGGGACACUAUGAACAAAGCAUUAGUUUCAGAGCUGAAGAUGAAACUGGAACAGAAGAGGAUGACAACUUGAUAUUAUUUAAAAAAUUGGUGAAAUAUUUCAAAGUGAGGUUUAUUAUUAGCAAUAGUUUCUUUACCUGCCAUAAAUGGAUGUCAUAUAGUAAAGAGUUUGUGGAAAAGUAAAUGUUUCUAGCUAGUCAGAAGGACCCCUGGGUUUUGUUGACGAAGCUGUUCAUGCUUGUGGAAAACAACGUUAUAUCAAUGGAUCCUAAACUUCACUUUAACAAGAUCGUUGACAAGUUAGUCGCUGUUCGUUUAGCCAAAAAGAUCCAUCUGACUAGCCAUUUAGCCUCAACAUACCUCUCUGAGUCUGUUAGCUGAGUUGGACCUCGCAGAAAGCAGGUGCCUAUUUUCAUGCUAUUUUUGGCUCAGUUAAACCACACUGCUCAAAGGUAGAAAGUCAAUAACAAUGCAGUAUUUGUACCCUUGUGAUCCCUAAGAGCUAAAUUAUGCAAAUGGGGAAACCACCAGAUUUUCACACACCACAUUUCUGAAAAUCAAGCAUUGUUUUUCUUCCGCUAUCCAUGGCUUGACUCACAGUUUCCUUUAUCUGCCAUGUGUUUGGCACCACCCUUUAAAUGGGGUUUGCUAUGUUUCUGUGAGUAGAGUCACACAAUCACAAAAAUAAGAGCUGCAGGUACAUAUGAUGAAAUUAAUGCCACAAGCUUUCCAGUUAGGGGAACUAUUAUUGUUAAUAACCUCACUUCAAAAAGUCUGAACUGUCCCUUUAAGAGUUGACUAAACAAUCAACUCAAGGUCCUUUUACAGUGUGCUAGACCAAUUUUCUGAGAAAUGUUUUUUACUGUUUAAUCAGCACCAAACCAUACAUCAGCCACUGUCACCUUUUAUUAAAAGGUCAAAAAUUAACUCUAUCAUUAUCAGUGCUUUUUUUGUGUGUGUGUGUGCGUGUGUGUGCAUGUGUGUGUGUGUGUGUGUGUGUGUGUGUGUGCGUAUGUGUGUGUGUGUGUGUGUAUGUGUGUGUGUGUGCAAAUUUUUCUCAUGUCCUCUAGACUUUUUUGUAUGCCUACACUCAUAGUUUCAUAGAAGUUUAAGUAAAUCAGCAGACUGCUACCUUCUAAGUAAAUAAUGUAUUUUUUAUAAACAGAAAAAAAUCUGCCAUAUGUAUUAUUAUUAUUUAAAUCCUGUUUUUGUUUUUUGGGGGGGGGGGGUUUUGCUGUUCAAACGUUACAAUAAUUGGAACAGCUGAACUCUCCUUUCCCGAAUGAUGUGUUAACAUCUUUGACCCAGAUUCCUUGUUGGAAAUUUGGUUUGUGAUAUAAACAAGCAUUUUCCAAGGGAUUUCUUGGUCCUUGAACUCAAGAGUCAGACUGAGGGAAGAAAGCCAAAGUGAUCAAACCAGGAGGGUCUUUAAACCUUUUGUGUGAAGCACUGUAUUAUCAUUUAUGACCACAUUUGAUUUAUUUCCCAUUUAUAUAUAUAUAUAUGGUAUAACUGUUUAUGUGGAUGUGAUUUUUGUUGUUGUGCUUUCAAUAAAAAAAAAAAUAAUGUAUAAUAAUAAUAAUAAUUCCCUAAAUAUAGAGACAUGAUUUGUUUUUUAUUUGUAUUGUUUUUUGCUCAGCAGAAUUGUACCUCAUACCUUAAUGCCACCAUUUGAUGUCACCUUUUGACCACUAAAGGUGAAUAUGAAACAAGAAAUUAACAUUGUACUUUUUAUAUCCUAGUACGUACAUCCAAAUCUGAUAGACUAAACUGAGAAGAUAUAAUUGUUAGAACACAGCAUCAAAUACUUAUGUGAGCAAAUGCAUUAGAAAAUGUUUCUUUAUUGUGUAACAAGGCUGAAAUGUUGAUCUUUUGUUUUAUACAUUUAUAUUUUGAUGUCAAACCCAAAUGUUCCCAGACUACUUCAAAAAUAAAAAAUUUGGCCUCAAGACCCAAGGGAAUUACACAGUUAGGCCAGUACAACUGGGACAUCUUAAAACCAUCAUCUGCAUGCUGUUAUUGCUAUUUAGAUCCUAUUCAGCAGGGAGCCUGUACAAUCAGUCCUGAGAAGCAGGGUAAAGAACAGGUGACAUGUCCAUCACUGAGCCAAUGAAAAGAGACUGAAACAAGUUACUGCGCUCUGGCACAAUCACACCUAAGGGUGAUUUAGCAUUGCCAGUUACCUCAACAUGGAUAUCUUUGAACCAUGGCGGGGAAAUCCAAAUGCCCAGAGAGAACCUGCAAACACAGACACUUUGUAGCUGCGCAGUUGACAUGUAAAACAAAUAUAUAUAUAAUAUAUAUAUAUCUUGAUAGCUUUAUAAUACUAAUAAAGCUAAUUCUAAUUGUUCCACAGUGGUGUUGUGUACUGCACUUUGCUCUCUAAUGGUUUUGAAUACAAAACUGAGGCUAGCUAGCUCACAGUGAUAUGUUGUUGUUUUGCUGUCUGUGUACCAUACCACACAGUAUUUGGUACCAUAUUGUGCCAUAUUGUAUUGUACUGAAUCAAACUGUACAAUAUCUUAUUGAAUAAUUUUGCUUUCUGUGGUAUUAUACUGCAUUGCAUUUCAUCAUAUAAUAUUCUAUUAUACUGAAACCAAAAAGUUUUAUUUAAAGAAAAAAAAACACUUUAGGCACAUCAAAGAAUCUUAUCCUGUUUGUCUUAAAUGAAUAAGGGUCCAAUUUUAUUGCAUUCCCCAAAAAGUCAUAACAUUAUGAUCACCAACAGCUGCUCGUACUCAUCGUCUUCCGGGUAUCCAGACAGAUAAACCUUUUCUAAAGAUCAAUCCAGUUACCUAAAUUAUCCUGUUCCCUCCACAUGUCUACAGAAAUCCCCCUUGACUGCAACUUUGCCUCACCAACAGGAAAAACUGCUUAGAAAUGAUUCAAGGAACAUCUGAGGCAUUAAACUAAAAAUUUGUCAAACUCAGUUACUAGAAGUUCAUUCCAGUUCAAUGUUAACUCUAACCCAAUAUUUGACUCAGUGGGGAAACUCCACACCAUUACAUUUUUACCUAUGAGUAGAAUUGCUCCACCUAACAAUAAUUCUGAACUGUAUAACUGAUUUGUAAAAUGUUGCCAUUGUCCAUAAAAUGAUCUCAGCUUAUUAUUUAAUCGAUUACCUAAAUAAAUGACUGAUAUAAUAUAA